UCGCGCCUUGCAAAUGCUUCUGAUUUUCCUAGCUCAAAGUUAUAAAAAUAAAUAGUAAGCAUCACGUUUGUGUUAGAAGCUUGAAUUAGCAUAACUAGGUGUGCUAUAUGGCUAACGAACAGCCAUGUCCAUGUAGUCAUAUCUAAUGCAGUGAGUAGCGGCGGUGUUAUUCGCUUUAAUGUACAUUUACUUCAAGUUAACUGAGUAUUUUUUUGGACUGCUUACCGAUCAAACAUGGCUGUAUGAAAACAUGAAACAAUACGAUGUGUAACCAUGCUUUAUACAAACUACUAUCGUGUAUAAUGUCUUUGAAAUGAAAGCUCACCGGUGUAACUGAGUGGUUACCAAUGGAGACAGGGGACGCCUAAUCAGAUUUAGCUAAGCUAGUUAGCUAGCUACAAUAACAUUAACGCUACAAGGAGAGAUUCAACAUGGCUACAAAACUGAAGGGCAAACCAUCCAAAAGUUCUUUUGGAGAUGAAGAUUUGCUUGACGGCUUAUUUGAUGAUGAAAAAGUCCCAGUAAGGGGGAAAUCAACCCGCAGUGGGCCACUGAAUCGCGCUUCUGCCACUGAUAACAUCUUCAGUAUGCGAGCAGAGGAGGUGAAGAGGGAUGGUGCGGACACUGAAGACUCUGACGUCUCAGCAGCAGAUCCCAAUGACAUACUAAAGGACAUGAAGGACAUGGAUGACAUGGAUGCUGAUCUUUUUGCACCAAAGAAAAAGCCCAGUUCAGCCCCUGCACAAUUAAAGCCAUUUGGUAAUGAAGGGCCAAAGAAAGACUCAUCAACGAUAGAGAGUAAAGCAAAGCCACGGGGAGCAGAUGAACCCAGCACAGGAGGGAGGAAGCCUAACUCUGCACCUGCGUCCACAGCACAUAACUACAAGAAGUUAACUUUCUCCGAUGUUGACGACCCCCUGGCGGAUCUACUUGAUGACUUGCUUCCAGAUGAAACCAAGCCGGAGCCUACAUCCAGCAAACAGAAAGCCAAACCAGAAAAAGCAACGCCAUCUCUAUCAGCGUCUCCUAUCCUAAAGAAUCCAACACCUAAGGCAGCAACUAAACAAAGUCAUCUUUCAUUUGAUGACGAAAAGGACGAUCUAAUGGACGCACUGGGAUUUGACAGUGAUAAUAAAAACCCUCCGAAGAAAAAGGAGGCUACGCUUUGGUCCAACAAGGAAAGGAGCGAGACCCCUCAGAGACCUCGUACCAAACUAGAUGAAAUACUGGAGAGUUUGACUUCCCCUCGUCUUCUUGAGAGACCUCCGACAGGCGAGAAGAAAGAACAAACUCCAGAGAAGCAGGAUAAGACGUUUACCUUGAAAGAAACACUUCCAGAAGAGGACUUCACUUUUGGCUCCUAUCAGCCAACACUGGGAGCCACGCCUGAGACCCGCCAGUCCCGCAGACACUCUGUCAGAUUCUCCACAGAAGAUGUCAGUCCCUCUACCCCGGAAAAGAAACCAAAACCCUCCACCCCCAUCUCCACACGGCACCGCGCAUCGGCUGACUGGCUUGGCCUGAAGACAAAUGACGAGCAUAACUUCCCAGAGGAUGACGCCAAAGACACUCCAACAGACUCUCCAAAACGUCCCUCCUCUCCUUUAUUAGAGAAAAGACACUCUCUGACUGGUAGUAAUUUCACAUCGGCUGUAAAAGUGGCAGCAGAAACUCCUACUGUACCUGCUGCUAUCACUAAACACACCCAGCCAAGCCAGCAGAGAGAGGAGGAGCAAGAUGACUGGUUAGCAGGAGCUCUGAGCAGGAAAAAGAGUCUGUCGGUGACACACUCUGAGGCAAAGACAUCUAAACAGGAAGAGUCUUCAGGCCUGGGAGAAGAUUUUGAGUCGACUGUGAGUAAACCAGUGGCUUCACAGGCUCCCAGGAGCAGGGAGGACACUCUUACAUCUCUCACGGAAGUAAGCAGCACUUGUCUCGGACAGCCGAGCCCCAACGCUCACUCCACUCCUGUCAGAGAGACGAGGACCAGGCAAGAUACCAUCCCUUCUUACACCGUAACUCCACCACAAUCCCCGUCUGUUAUUCCAGAAUAUGCACCAACCAACAGCCCUCCGCUCCCCUCCAUCCUGACACCCUCCUCACCUGCUGUCCAUGUUAAUGUGGAACUCCAACAAACUCUAAAUUCCUCUCCUCCCUCAGAUUGCCCUCCUCAGUUACCUCGCCCUCUGCCAGUCUCUACUGCUAGCAUUAGCCACACCCAGCCUCACCCCCAACCCCACCACCUACCGCCCCCUAAGGGAUCCGGGAUCCUAAGAGGCCCCAGUCAGGCUGCUGCGGAUGAAACCCCGCUACAGCUGCCCCUGCUCCAGCCUGCCUCUGCUACACCGCCUGGCUCUAUGUGGUCUGUUCAGCAGCCAAGCCAAAUGCAGAAUACAUCAACUGCUGUCCAACAACAGGUGCCACUCUCAGCUGACUUUCUGCAGCAGCUGCUUCUACAACAGCAGAUGAUGCAGUCUCAGUUGCUGGGUCUCGGGGGUGUCAAAGUCAGAGAGCAGCCACCCGGAGAUAAUCAAGCUUUACAGGCUCGCGUCAUCGAGCUGGAAGGACAGGUGAAGACUCUGCAGCUGGAGCGGGAGCAAAGCCAAAUGGUGCUAGCGAGGGUCCAGCAGCGCCAUAAACAGGAUAUGGAACUCAUGGAAAACACAAACAAGGCUCGCGUGAAGCUGCUCGAGGAAUCGGCAGCCCAGAGGGAGACACAAGCGCGACAGGAGUGUGAAGACCUAAUGGAACGUCUGGCAGCAGCGACGCGAUCGGCCGAGCAGGAACGCUCGGAGCUGCAGGCUCAGUACCAGCGCAAACUGACCCAGGCCCAGCAGGACAGAGACCGCGAGGUGGAGAGACUCCGAGACCUCCAGAGGAAAUCUAUCUUGGAGAUGAAGAAGGACCACGAAGACCAGGUCAAGAGACUGAAGAAACUAAAGGACGAGGAGAUUGAUGCUGUAACAAGCGCAACAUCACAGACCAGGUCUCUCACGGGAGUGAUUGAGCAGAUGGAGCAGUUCUCCUCUCGGCUGGGGGAUCUCUCUUCUCGGGUGGAGAGCACACAUGAACACACGGCGCAGGGCCUGGAGCAGGGGGCACGGCACAGAGACGAGCAGCUUCGAAUGAUGCAGGAGCGUCUGGCCCAGCAGCAGAAGGCCAUGGCGGAGGAGAGAACGUACCUGAAGGACAUCAUCUCCAGGAUGGACACUCAGCUCAAUGAGCAGCAGAGACAACUUGAGAAGGACCGCUGGAAGAUGACAGCAGAGCAGGCCAAGGCAGAGUCUACCCAGAGAGGCCUGGAGGGAGAGCGGCACGCCCUCAGCUUGCAGAUCAACAUGGAAAGAGAGGAGAUGGAGAGAGCUAAGAGUGCACUCCUGGAGGAGCAGAAGACCGUGAUGCAGCAUUGUGCGGAGGAGAGGAGGAAGCUGGCUGCUGACUGGGCCCACUUCCACGCUCUGGAGAAGCAGAGGCACGAAAGGGCCGAACGGGAGGUCAGCAGUCUGUUGGAGAAGAGGGAGGGCUCCAUCAUCGGUCUGGCACAGGAACAAGCUGACUUAAAGCUUCACACCGCAGAGCUGAAGCAGAAGCAGAUGGCUGUGGCACAGGAGAGAGAGACUCUGGAAAGACUGAGAGAAGACCUGGACAGCGAGAAAGACAGAAUCAGCAGCACAGCGCUGAGACUCAAGACCAGAGCCCAGGAGGUGGAGGCCUUCAGCAAGCUUGCAGCAGAAAAGUUUGAGGAAGGAGAACGAGCAUUGCAGGAGGCCAAACGAGUGGAGAGUGACCACGAGGCGAGACUCAGAAGUAUCCAUAUGCAGACAGAGCAGCUGAGGCAGCAAGAACAGCGAAUCCUUCAGGAGCGAAUGCGGUUAAGUCAUCUGCAGAAGGACACCGAGAUUCUGAGACAAGACGCUCCUAUUAGUUCUUUAGCACAUAUUCCUCCCAUCCUACCAGAUUCAGUGUUGCCAAACCCGGAGCGGACAUCUACCCUGAACUUUCAACCUCCUACUUCGUUGGCCAACUCUCAGUCCAUGGCCCUUCAGGCCAGUCUGGCUCUGUGGAAGUAUACUUCAGAAAAGGACCGGGAAUACCUCCAAGAGGAGCAGGUGUUCUUGGAGAAUUUAAAGAAGAAAUCUUACAGAUCGCCCUUCAACACAGAUUGACCAAUACAUGCUGGGCCCCUCCCAGUAAGAUCCAUGUUACAUUUUAUGUGUACUUUAAUGUUUUAUACAAACAAUUUUAUUAAACACAUUUUUGAGCAAACGUGGUUUUUUUUCUACACCAACAAAGCUAAGGCGCCUUCUGGAUGAAUCCCGAGCCGUGUCAGCUUCCCCAUUAUU
Messenger RNA from Eleginops maclovinus (Patagonian blennie), 4343 nucleotides. Its product is annotated as fas-binding factor 1 homolog. Bases 432 to 4166 code for a protein of 1244 amino acids. Gene Ontology annotation, cellular component: ciliary basal body; centriole; ciliary transition fiber. NCBI's taxonomy places the organism in Eukaryota, Metazoa, Chordata, Actinopteri, Perciformes, Eleginopidae. Gene Ontology annotation, biological process: establishment of epithelial cell polarity; cilium assembly. The record is from RefSeq and is a predicted model, not a curated record. The transcript is spliced from 31 exons.